GAAUAGAACGCCAUCGAGAAUGGAAGCCUUUGAGAAGGGCAGAUGCCAAGCCAUGUCAACCAUUGGGCAAUGACAGAACAAAAGAAGAAGAAUUGUCCCCACCAAGUGAAGCUUGCCAUCAUGGGGUUGGGUAUUCAUUCAUAGAGUACUUUCCUAUCGCAUUAUUAUUGAUGCAUUGACAACAAGAACACCAUGAAGCUGUCUUCCUUUGGUUGUGCUGGUCUGGCGGUGGUGGUAGUUUUGGCUACCUGUAUCCCUGCUGCCCAAUGCUUUGCUGCCCCGAGGCUGUUGGUUGUGGCUUCCUCUCUGCCAUCGACGACAAGACUAUUUGCGGACAUUCCUCAUGGUGAUGGUUCUGAUCAAGAUGCCAUGGACUUGGAGAAGGACGAUUGGAAAUCAUUGCAAGAAGACCAGAUGAGCAUGGAACGAAUCCAGCAGAUGCUGUCGGAUCUGGCGUUGCCGUCAUUGCCGGACUCUCACCAGCAACACCUUCAAGUGCUUCUCUCCAACUUGGCACCCAAGGAUUCGCUGUUUGACCCGUAUUAUCGACCAGACAAAGAUCCUUCGGAUGACCAGGUAUUGGCUGUGGGAACAUUCUUUCUUGUGGCUGUGGUGUGUUUGACGGCUACCUAUGUAACCAGCGAACCGUCGUUCGCCGUCGGUGACGCCCUGUUGGACGGUCGCUUCAAUGUUUACACGGGUGGAUACUUGUUCUAUUAGCUACCGGUGCCUAGAUUCGAGACGGAAUCAAGACGGUUGAUACCCACGAAAUAAAUGAAGAAAGCAAAGGGGGGGAAUGAUCGCCACAAAAGAUGACUCCACUCACGCCAUCUGGAGAGUUUACCGACGAUGCAUUUACAGUAAUAGAAGGUACCAGCCACGAUCGAGGAGAUCCAUGGACUAUUAUCCGGGAUGCGUGCUCUUUCAAUCGGCUGUUUCGUGAGACAUACAGUAGCAACAAAAGAAUGUAUUACUCGUUCAUAGCCAUAUCCUACUACUAGAUACCUGUUGGAAAGC
This is a messenger RNA of Seminavis robusta, 1017 nucleotides long. NCBI's taxonomy places the organism in Eukaryota, Bacillariophyta, Bacillariophyceae, Naviculales, Naviculaceae. The record is from the annotation of a GenBank genome assembly.